AUGAUCGUCAUAGGCGACGAGUGCGUCGGUGUGUAUCGAAAUGAAAUCGCAGCUAAUCUAGCGUUCUUUACUUCAAAUGUACAGGCCUACGUAUCGACAGACGCUGUUGGAAAUGGUUCAACUCUUCGUCAGAGUGGAGGUGGCUUAGUCAAGAUUCCGUAUCGUAUUUUUGUCGGUGGAAUUGCGUUUAAUACUACGAAAGAAGAACUCAAAGAGUUCUUCAGCAGAUAUGGAGCUGUUCGAGACACCAAAAUUAUCAGAGACCAGGAAGGAUUAAGUAAGGGAUACGGUUUUGUAACAUUUUACCGAGAAGAAGACGCCCAAAAAGUAAUGAAUAUGGGAACAAUUUUUUUCAAAGAGAAAAGGCUGAAUAUAUCAGAGGCUUACCGGAAACAUGCAUUGCCAAAUCAACAGGUAGUGACGAUGCCUGUGGCAGUCAUACCUUUAGAUGUGUUGAUUUGGCGCCUUGUUUCUUCUUUCUCAGCUCCUACCUCUUGGACAUCUGCCUCUAGUACUCCAGUGUAUUACACUACCCUAAACCAGGUACGUGCACGCUAAUGACCCAUAGAGCUAGGCUCACUCUGUAGAUGUCAACAAACUCUGCGACCAUGACGUACUACGUACUUUCCACAACUCUGCUGAAUCUGCUGAACAGCGAAACAUGAAAUUCAUUUGCGGGCUUUAACUGUGCUAAAAUCGUGUAUGUGCUCGUUUUGUAGUUUUAGUCGUUCAAAAGCGAUCCAAACUUAUUCACUUAUUACAAUAGCGGAGCUCC
Orbicella faveolata is the source of this 775-nucleotide messenger RNA. Its product is annotated as protein boule-like. Gene Ontology annotation, biological process: positive regulation of translational initiation; 3'-UTR-mediated mRNA stabilization. The record is from RefSeq and is a predicted model, not a curated record. Gene Ontology annotation, cellular component: cytoplasm. Gene Ontology annotation, molecular function: mRNA 3'-UTR binding; translation activator activity. Lineage: Eukaryota; Metazoa; Cnidaria; Anthozoa; Scleractinia; Merulinidae.